Hibiscus syriacus is the source of this 1073-nucleotide messenger RNA. RefSeq lists its product as uncharacterized. NCBI's taxonomy places the organism in Eukaryota, Viridiplantae, Streptophyta, Magnoliopsida, Malvales, Malvaceae. The record is from RefSeq and is a predicted model, not a curated record. The transcript has 2 exons. The coding region runs from base 227 to 754 and encodes 175 amino acids.
GGAUCCUUUGUAUCCAUGCUGGCUGAGAGUAUGCGUGGAAUCUGUGUUUCGGAACAUAGACACUGGCAUUCUGAGCAGAAAAUGGAAUGGGAAAACAGCAAGCUAUGUUAUUCUCUACUGCCUCCCUGUGUUUGUUCUUCAACUUAUUCUUAUUUUGAUUGCACCAGAGUUACGCAAGGAUAGAAGAGAAUUAUCGCCAUAUUUCACAAGGGUAGUUGUUCGAGUGAUGCAGAAUUCUGAUGACAUUGCUCUUUGCACUUACCCUUUAUUGAAUACUAUUCUUCUAGGGCUUUUUGCCAUCAUCUUGACCACCUACUUGUUCUGGCUUGGAAGGCGGAUUUUGCAAUUGAUUAUCAAUAGGGGUUUGCAGAAGAGAGUUUACACAUUAAUUUUCUCGGUUUUGAGUUUACUUCAAUUAAGGGUUGUUUUACUUGGACUAUCUGUUUUAUCUAAACCAGAACAAUUUAUGUUUGAAGCUCUUACCUUCUCAGCUUUUCUUGCCCAACUAUUUUGUGCUGGGGUCUGCAUUUGCAUACUUGUCUGCUACCCGGUUAAGGAUUGUCUAGCCCUGAGGAAUCUUCAUGACUUGGAGGCUAGGCGGAGGGCUUUUCUUGAUGUUCAAAAUGACACUGUUUCUCUCAUCCCUCAUCAGAGCCACCCCGAAGGAAGUACCGGAAUUAGCAGCGAGAGGAGUUUUGAUGCUUCUACCUCACCUGUGGCAUUGGUUCAACUCUGCCGCUUCUCUCCUAGCUGAGAUGCUAUCCCACCAGCACCACCACUUCUUCCCGUGGCCAUGUAUCAUCUAGAAAGUCAGCAAAAAGAAACUGAGCAGUUGCAAAGAACAUCGAUUUUGUGGCUAAGUAAGCAAGAAGAAACCAAGUAGGUUUUCUUUUUCUUCUAAAUUUAGAUAUGAUGGUUUUGCUGGAUGCAAUCUAUAACCCGAAUCCCCUUUUGUAACAUUAUUUUUAACCUGCAUCCGUUGGGUUCAAAAUUACGAAUUCUUUUGCUAUGUUGUAAUUUUGAGUUGAUAGUUGGUAUGGUAAAUUUACAAAUGUGUUGAAAAACAUUCGUCA